Molecule: messenger RNA, 3483 nt
Organism: Chondrus crispus (carragheen)
Lineage: Eukaryota; Rhodophyta; Florideophyceae; Gigartinales; Gigartinaceae
Exons: 2
Coding region: 1-2745 (914 amino acids)
Molecular function (GO): oxidoreductase activity
Source: RefSeq, a predicted model, not a curated record
AUGCCCGAUUUGAUCAAACCGAAUGGAGGGCUGCAGUCUGAUGUCGUCGCCGCGUCCGCACGCGGUAAUCCGUUAGUCGUGCCGGCGGGACCAGCAUCGAAUCCUGUACAGGCGUCAAGUAAUCCAACUGAAAAGAAGAGUUCGAAGAGCACUCUUCGGCCUGGUGAGCUCCUCGAUUCUUCUGAAACAUUUGGUGAGCGCCGCCAGCAGCAUUCAUCAAAAUUGCCAUUAACUAGCGGAGGCGGAUGGAGUGCGCAUUUGAAUUCCGGCACCAAGUCCCGGUCAGACGAAAACCCAGGCUCAAUUCUUGCAGCAGCAGGGCCCAUUCUGGCGGGGCAGGGAAUCCGAGGCUUGCAGUUGGACUCAAGAAAGGACGACAUGGCAAACGUCUCAGAGCAAAUGAAACGAAUCGACUGCUCGGCUGAAACCGGACGGCGAAGACACAAACGAGGGAUUGAAAGUUUGAAACCAGUGAAUGGAGCUCGUGGCUCUGUUGAAGAUGGUGACGGUACAGCCUCAGUUAGCAAAGCGCAGAGGGUGGGGGAAGCGGGCAGCUCCAGCGGUGUGCCAAAGAAGCGUGAGCGAUCUCGAGCGCGUGAAAGAAAUGCCGCACCUGGAAAUGUUGCAGUUGGCCAGGAGAAGGGGCUUGCCCAGCAGGCGUUUUCAGGUCGAGUUGAACUCUCUGCGUAUUCUGGUCAUCGAAUUGUGGCGUAUAUCGGCGAUCAAGAGUUGACUGGAUGGGUUCUUGAUGCUGAAAUGCCUCCAGCACAGGAACAGAAGGCCGAUGUUCAGAAAAGCAUUGAUAGUCAGGCUCGCCAUUACUCAAAGCGUCUACCUGAUCCGCCUCGAGUGAACGCGCGAGUUCGUUCGCGAAAAGCCCCGGUCUCUCAACUUUCUCGUCGAGUCGUGCCUUUGAACAAAGGGCCAUCAUCGAACAAGGAGAACGAUAGGUCUUGGAACACUGCAUCUCUGAUGGCUUCAGAUGUUCAAGCGAGAAGCAUAAUUGUUGUAGGCGCAGGAAUAUCGGGUAUUGCUGCUGCGAGAGCACUCUCUGAUCGGGGCUUUCGUGUUACUGUGUUAGAAGCACGGGGUCGGUCUGGUGGGAGGAUUGCUACGGACUGGUCCAUGGGUUGUCCUGUAGAUCUCGGUGCAGCGUUUAUUCAUGGAUCAGUCGGAAACCCGCUAACAGAAAUUGUCCAGGAGGCUGAACUGCGCACCUACACCCCAAGCGAUGUCGGCACUUUGUUGUAUGCUAACGGUGACAAGGUUGCAAAUGACGUGGACAAGCGCGCAGAGGGUAUAUGGAAGGCGCUCGUGCGAAGAGCGGGGAAGAUAUCAAAGAGCCAGUUUUUAGAGCAUCCGCGUUUAGACAUAGCUCUUGGAAAGCUAUUGAACCGACUGAAAGAGGAGGUUAAGGACGGCUGCCUCGACAAAGUCAGCCAACUGCUCGCUUGGCAUGCCGCGAAUCUUGAAAUGGCAUGUGCAGCCGAACUGCCAGAACUCAGUGCCAAGUUUUACGACAUGGAUGACCGAUUUGGCUUUUCAGGAAAUCAUAGAUUGCUUCGGGAUGGAUAUUCUUCAAUUAUACACGCGCUAGCCCGAAAUCUGGACAUUAGAUAUAAUACUCCGGUUGUGGCCAUUCAAAGAGAUAUUCCAGUGCAAGUAUUGAUGGGAAACAAAGGGCAAGCGAAAAAGGAAAAGAAAAAGGCUGUAGCGAAGAGGCAGAAUGAAUCACUUGCGCAUAGUAUAGCUCAUGGAAACCGCGAGGACCGUAUCCGCUAUUUGGACGGUAUCACCAAGGGUGCGAAAGGUCGAAUCGGAAAAAUGAACAUGCCAGUGACGGAGAGUACGAAACAGGCAUAUGGGGUUAGGGUCACCGCUUCCGACGGACAAGAAUUUGUUGCCGAAUCCUGCAUUGUCACGUUGCCUCUCGGCGUCCUUCAGAAUGGUGAUGUGUCAAUAUUUCCUCCGCUGCCCGCGUGGAAAAACAAUGCGAUGCACAACAUCGGUUUUGGCCUGGUGAACAAAGUCAUUCUUAGAUUUCAAACACCUUUUUGGAUUGAUGGAUCAAUGACGGGCAGUGGGAAGAAGGAAGGCGAAAUUCUGGAUCAGAUUGGUAGGGUAUCAGAGGAGCACGGGGUUUUCUCCAUUUUCCUUUCUUUGUGGCGAUGUCUGGGCGCACCUGUUUUAGUAGCGGUGACGUCCGGGAGGUUUGCGGAACACAUCGAGAAAAUCUCAGACGAAGAGGUGGUAGGCAUGGCUAUGAACGCGUUGAAGAAGAUGUUUCCGGAUAAUCCUCCAAGUGAUCUCUUAGGACACACAGUGACGCGGUGGAAGACUGACCGAUACGCCCGCGGUUCGUACUCCUUCGCUGGAGUUGGGACAACGCCGGAUGAUUAUGUCAACAUGUCUAGACCGGUAGGAUCGACACUACAUUUUGCCGGAGAGGCAACGCAUCGAAGACACCCUGCGACGGCACAUGGUGCGUAUAUGAGUGGGGUGAGAGAGGCGGCCAGAAUCAUAGAGAAUAGCCCAAUCGAAGAGCACGACCGGCUGCAGUACGCACGGGAAUUAUUUUUGCUUCAAGAGCCACAUGGUUCCUUUAACCAAAAAAUAGAAGGAGAGGAAUUGAUGGAGGUUGAAGAAGUCGAUUAUGGCGCAACAGAUAUGGAGCGUCCUGUACAAUCAGCUGGAAAAGCGAAAUCGACGGCAAACGGUCGUCGGCGUCGGUCUGGGAGCAGCUAGUGCGCGGGAGGCGAUCCCAUCUAGGGGCCAGUGUCAUUUUGGAUUUAAGUAAAUAUUAGAACAAGACAUCUGAAACUGCAGGCUAUGAGGAUAUUUGGAACCAGGUGCGAUGGUCUUGAGUCUGAAGGGUUUCGAAGAGCUUCGUAUCCUCAUAGCUGCAGAUGAGUGCUUAUGUUCCUGCUCGGCUUGGUUCUUGAGGCAGACGAGGCGAGCCUGUUUGUGGGUUUCUGAACAGUGAAUGUCAUCACACAGCAUGUUUAUCCCACUGAUUUUCUAGCAUGAUUAACUGAGAUACAAAUGGAAGCUGAAUGCAUAUCAAGAGGCCGGGUGGAUACGCCAGCAACGAAUGAAACAUUUACCGCACUCGCAACCCACCGCCUGUGUUGUAAUUUCUCGUCCUUUUAACGUUUGUAUGACGAUAUGUCACAUGACCAGUUCAGUGAAGUGCUCUCCGCGGAUACGCCUUCGGUAGCACUUAUGAUGAGCAUCCCUUAAGACUUUACUUCUGCUUCUCUUUGUUUAACCACACGCAAGUUGUCGAGGGCUGGAAUGAAAGAGCAAAGCGGAAAAUGGCACUGUGCCUUCGUAAUGGAGCUCUUGCUAAGUCGCCGACGUUUUGAACAGAAGACCUUUAAGAACAGAUGGCCCGCAUCCACAGUUGUAAACACGUAAAACAACCCUGUGUUCCAGAGUCGCACAAACAUGGAACCACUACUUGAAUUAAACUCCCUUUUGUGC